This is a messenger RNA of Cladophialophora yegresii CBS 114405, 621 nucleotides long. RefSeq lists its product as uncharacterized. The record is from RefSeq and is a predicted model, not a curated record. The transcript is spliced from 2 exons. The coding region runs from base 1 to 621 and encodes 206 amino acids. Lineage: Eukaryota; Fungi; Ascomycota; Eurotiomycetes; Chaetothyriales; Herpotrichiellaceae.
AUGGAGAAACCACAGGACUUCCCCAAGUCGCUGGCCGUGUUGACCGCGAUUUCGGCCUUCCUGUUCAUCUGCCCUCCGGCCAUCGGCUUCCAUUACCUGGGUCAAUACUCCACGGCUCCAGCAUUUGGCAGCCUUGGGCCCGAAAGGUUCAGAAAAGGCUCCUUUGCAUUCGUCAUAGUCCCUACUACGGUAAUUGCCGUAAUCUACACAAACGUGUCUGCCAAAUUUAUAUACUUCCGAGUCAUGGGGAAGUCCAGACAUGCCCACAGCAACACCGUCAUCGGGUGGGGCGUCUGGUUUGCCGUUAUCGUCGUUGUCUGGGUUCUCGCUUUCAUCUUCGCCGAGGUCAUCCCCAGCAUGGGCGACUUUUUGUCUCUGCUUGGCGCGGCGUUCGACUCGUUCUUCGGCUUCAUCUUCUUCGCCGUCGCGUACUACCACCUAUACCGAGGAAAGGUGUGGAAUGGGCUGUACAGGUCCAUCAUGACUGUCAUCCAUAUCUUCGUGAUGAUUGUCGGCCUCUUUCUGCUGGGUCCUGGUCUCUACGCUGCAGUCAAGGCCAUCAUUGCCGAUUACUCGGGCGCGACCAAUCCGGCGUUCAGCUGUGCGGAUCUUUCGAUCUGA